CAUCUCUUCUGGAACAGACAAAACUCUUUCUCUCUCUCUCUCCUCGUCUUCACAAACAAUUAAUACAAAUCAAAAGGUUUCAAUCACGUUAUUGGGGUUUUGUUUUCUUCUCAUCUCUGAGAAUCUCCGGGACGGAAAAUCUUCAAUCGUCUUGGGUUUUUGUAAUCUUCAAGAGCAACAAAUGGUUGAGAGAGGGAAGAGAACUCAUCAUAAUCGUAGCACUAGGGACAACAAUGAGAACGAUAAGAAUCAAAAGAGAAGACUUUCUUACGAAACCGAAGAGAAGCUCAACAACAAAGACGACCUCGUUGUCUACAGGAUCUUAUGCCCUAGUGGAGUCAUAGGAAGUGUGAUAGGCAAAAGUGGGAAAGUGAUUAAUGUGAUUAGGCAAGAAACAAGAGCAAGGAUCAAAGUCGUUGAUCCUUUCCCUGGUUGUAGCGAGAGAGUCAUAACGAUUUACUGCUCGGUUAAGGAGAAGAAAGAUAUAGUUGAUAUAGAGAAUCUCGAACCGAACUACACCGAGCAGAUUGUGCCUUUGUGUCCUGCUCAAGAUGCUCUUAUUAAACUCCAUUACGCCAUUGUUGCUUCUUUAGCUACUGCUGCUGAGAAUACUAAGAUAGAUAGAGAUGAUAUUGGAGAAUGUCGCCUUUUAGUCCCGUCUAGUCAAUGUUCUAAUGUGAUUGGUAAAGCUGGUUCGACGAUUAAGAAGGUUAGGAGUAGAACUGGAGCUAGCGUUAAGAUUGUCUCUAAAGAUGUUUCUGAUCCUUCACACACUUGUGCCAUGGAUUUUGACAACAUUGUCUUGAUAUCUGGAGAGCCUGAAUCCGUGAAGAGAGCAAUCUUUGCUGUUUCUGCUAUCAUGUACAAGUUCAGUCCUCGUGAACAGAUUCCUCUGGAUACAACUGUUCAAGAAGUUCCUGCUAGUAUUAUAAUCCCUUCAGAUCUCUCAAUUUAUCCACAAACCGGUUUGUACCCGAACCAAGAUCCUAUCUUCCAACAUGGAGCCAGUGUUCCAUCGUUUAUCGGUACACUACCACAGGGAUAUGGAGAAACCGCUGCUGCGAAUCCAAUGCCGGUUUUUUCUUCUUCCUCUCUUCCCGUGGUUUCUCAUAGUUUUGGCGGUUCUUCAAGAUCAGAAGAGUUGGUUUUGAAAGUUCUGUGCUCUUCUUCUAACAUCGGUCGUGUUAUCGGGAAAGGAGGAUCAACCAUUAAGGGAAUAAGACAAGCAAGUGGGUCAUAUAUCGAGGUUAAUGACUCAAGGGCAAACCGUGAUGAAGAGUGUGUUAUCACCGUCACUUCUAAAGAGUCUCCUGAUGAUUUGAAGUCUAUGGCUGUUGAAGCUGUUCUUUUACUUCAAGACAAGAUUAACGAUGAAGACGAGGAGAAAGCUAAAAUGCAACUCCUUGUACCUUCUAAGGUGAUAGGAUGCAUUAUAGGGAAAAGUGGCUCAAUCAUAAGCGAGAUCAGGAAGAGGACUAAUGCUGAUAUUCAUAUCUCUAAAGGGAGUAAUAAGCCUAAGUUUGCUGAUCCAAACGAUGAGCUCGUUGAGAUAUCGGGUGAAGCAAGCAAUGUGAGAGAUGCUCUUAUUCAGAUUGUUUUGAGGCUUCGAGAUGAUGUUUUAAGAGAUAGAGAGAUUGGUUCUUCCAGGAACCAACCUCCUGCAAGAUCUGAGAGUAACAGCUUCUUCUCUCCGGCUACUAAUAGUAGUGCUGGUCUUGCACUUCCUCCAUCUUUCAUGUCUUCUGUUCCGCAAGCUGCUUCUGUAGAUUUUGAUAGGAGACCAGAAACCGGGAGCAGCAUGGGCAUGCUUUCUUCGACCAGUGGACUCUAUGGUUAUGGAAGUUUUCCGGCAGGCAAUAACAGUUAUGGAUCAAACUCUUCGUACUCAUCCAACAUAUAUGGACGAUUGCCUCAAUCAACUACCAUGGAGAUUCGGAUUCCUUCAAAUGCAGUGGGUAAAGUAAUGGGCAAAGGAGGAGGCAACUUGGAUAACAUAAGAAGGAUAUCAGGAGCUUUGAUAGAAAUUUCUGAUUCCAAAACUUCCCAUGGAGGUCGCAUUGCUCUCAUUUCCGGAACACCUGAACAGAAGCGUACCGCAGAGAACUUGUUCCAAGCUUUUAUCAUGUCCACUUGAAAUAGUUGCUCUGCCCUCGAAAUCCUAGUGUGCUCCAUCUUUCUAGCUCUCAGUGGAUUUUCAUUGAUCAGGUUUCUCAGGGUUUCCUCCUCCUUCCAUCAAGCUUCAUGUUUGAAUAUGGUUGCAUCUGUCACCAAACUUUUGAUAUCUCCAUCUCCAUUCGGUAACUUUUGGUUUCUCUUGCUUAGCAAAUUUAUAGUCUUUCAGGACCAUUCUUUCUCCCUUUCCUUGCGAGCUGUUCGUGCAAUAAAUGCUUAUCUCUUUGCAAUAAAACAAAUCGAUCUUAUAUCAAUCAAGCUUUUUUGCUUUAUUCUCCGCAUAUGGAAUCGUGUCUGCUUUGUGCUUAGGCCAAAGCAGUCCAAAGCAGCCCUAUCAGUUAUAUGUUAGCUUACUGACUCUGCAAAUCCCAUUUCUCAGCUUCUUCAUAUGUGAUGCCAAAGUAUACUUAUCACAUCGCAUCACAUCACUGUUCUUGGUGUUUCUCUAGAAAUUUCUGCAGUGAACAGCCAUAGCUUAUAUAAGCCUAUAGUUGCCUAGCGAUCUUCAAGAACAUUAGUCUUUAGAUCUAUUUUUCUUGAUGACUAGAAUUUUUCCUGCUUCUUAGAAGCUUUGAUCUUGCAAUCUCAUGAUUUGAAAUCCAUUUUAGUUUUUUCUUACACUUGGUAAAUUGCUCAUCAACCCAUUCUCUGCUACAAUAUUAGGCCACUGAUUGAUCUUCUUUAUCUCUAGCUCUUCUUCUUCAUUCUUUUCCUGGAUGAUAUCCCGUGAGCUCUGAUCAUGUAUCUGUGUCCAUACUCAAUUGUAGAUACUGUAGGUUAUCACUUAUCAGUACAGGUUUUUAGGUUUAGAACCCGCAACACCAAGCUUUUCUUAAUCUGUUGUGUCUACUUUUGCUUUAACUUUUGCGGUCUGAUCACUUCGCGCUGGCAUUUUUCAGACAAACCUCGGGUUCCAACAUAACUAGAUAACUAGAAACAAGCAAACACUCUUGUUUCUUCUAUAGCUUUCCCGGUUUGAUCAUUUUUUUCCGACUAGCUUUAGCCUUAAAUUUCGACACAUCUUGGCAUUUUUUAAAGCUUAGUGUAGGCAAGUCAUAGUUUUGUUCUUGACAGUUAUAGUCUUCCGCAUUUUUGGAUCACAGGUCAUUGUCAUUGAGGAUAGUUAUCUUAGAAAGAGAUAGAUGUUGAUGUUAGUAGUCUUGCAAAACUUUUUAUUCUGUGGUCAUGUAGUAGAGUAGUUGGCGUCACGCAAUUAUAAAUUGAUUUUCCAUUUUAUUUCAAAGAUAUGUGAAUCAGAAUUACUGUUAACGAUGUAUUAUUUAUAUCCAACCAACAUAUUUCGAAAUU
Messenger RNA from Eutrema salsugineum, 3480 nucleotides. Its product is annotated as KH domain-containing protein At4g18375. The transcript has 7 exons. The coding region runs from base 182 to 2134 and encodes 650 amino acids. Gene Ontology annotation, biological process: regulation of gene expression. The record is from RefSeq and is a predicted model, not a curated record. Gene Ontology annotation, cellular component: nucleus; cytoplasm. NCBI's taxonomy places the organism in Eukaryota, Viridiplantae, Streptophyta, Magnoliopsida, Brassicales, Brassicaceae. Gene Ontology annotation, molecular function: mRNA binding.